AUGAAACAUGUCUGUCUCUCUUGCACAGAAGUAGCUGCUGAGAUUGGUUUCUCUGUGGAUCCUGUGGCUAAUGAGGAGAGUUGUGCCUACAGCCGGCUCAGUCUCAGUAUGGAAAGUGAAACGGAAAAGUCACGCGGCCCCACUGGCAGCGGUAGGGAAGAUGAGGGCAGAUCCCCCCAGCACCAGGCCAGCUUUCCUCCCUACCUGUCCUGCAGGGGUUGUGGACAGCUCCGCGACGAGCCCCUCGGACCUGGCAUAGACCUUGUCGGCCCAUACUGCCUUAGAUGUUGUAAAGCCUCCAGGGAAGCCAAAAGUGCAGACUUCUGUUCGUCUUUCGGGAGCAUCAGUGGGAUUCGCCAGGGGUCCCACGCUGGUGCCCAUUCUCAGAUGGAUUGUGAGGGGCUGGGAAACUGUGUGGGUGACAGAACACUGCCAGAGGAGGACAGGUCGCCCAAACAGCACGCGUGUCACGUCUGUGGCUUCUCCUCUCGUUACGCCAACCAUGUGAAGCGUCACAUGAAGACCCACAACGGGGAGAAGCCCUUUAACUGCCCCCUGUGCACGUACGCCUCGGCCCAGCUGGUCAACCUGCAGAGACACCUGCGCAUCCACACGGGGGAAAAACCCUACAAAUGUGACCGCUGUACUUUUGCCUGCAGUUCCCUUGGCAACCUUAAGAGGCACCAGCGGAUGCAUGUGCCCUCUGCAGGGGUCGGACAGGAAACCCCCCCACGACCUACUGUUGGCCAAAACAUUCUGAAGAGGUCUGUGAAUGGCCAAAAGCCUAAUCAAGAGCUGUCUGGUGCUUCAGAGAUUGCAAAGCCAACGUCCAACCUCACUUUGGUAGCUCACAACAGUGACUACUUGUCUGCCUUUGACGGCUUAAAGGGAGCAUCCCCCCCACCCAUUCCUGCCUCGAACCCAGCUCCUGGCCACGCUCCUCCACCGCUGCUGGAGAUGACCGACAGCAGCAGCAGCGGCAGCAGCAGAGCCCCCAGAGGAGGAGCUGUAGCAGAUGGUGGCGCCCUGCCACCCUCACUCUUCCCCUUCACAUGCCGGCUGUGUGGGACCGUCUUAGAAGACGAGGACGGCUCCUCCGCACAGAUUUGUGCCAAGUGUACCCUUGAAAUGCUGACAAAAGACUCCUCCUCGUCUCCCAACAGCCCCGGCGAGCGCAGCGACAAGGUUUACACGUGUGCCGCCUGUCCCUUCCUCACACACUACCCCAACCACUUGGCGCGCCACAUGAAAACACACAGCGGCGAGAAGCCCUACAAGUGCCCCCAGUGCGACUACGCCUCAGCGCACUUCGACAACCUCAAGCGCCACCACAGAGUGCACACGGGAGAAAAACCCUACAAGUGCCAUUUGUGCGAUUACGCCUGCGGGAACUUGGCCAACCUCAAGCGGCACCAGAGGGUGCACUCGGGCGCCAAGCCCUUCCAGUGCGCCGUGUGCAGCUACAGCUGCAACCAGAGCAUGAACCUGAAGCGCCACAUGCUGCGCCACACCGGCGAGAAGCCCUACAAAUGCCAGGAGUGCGGCUACACCACCGGCCACUGGGACAACUACAAAAGGCACCAGAAGAAACACGGCCUGGCCACAGACGGCUGGGUCAAAGUCCCCGUGGCCGGCAGCAAUGGAGCAGGGGGCGCCAGGAAAGGGAUGGGCAGCGGCGCGCACACUCACCGAAAAGAAGCAGGAGUCGAUAUGCAGUACAUGGCGAGGGAGGCGGGUCCGGGGAUACACCCCUGCUAUAAACAUGAGAUUUCAUAA
Molecule: messenger RNA, 1776 nt
Organism: Menidia menidia (Atlantic silverside)
Lineage: Eukaryota; Metazoa; Chordata; Actinopteri; Atheriniformes; Atherinopsidae
Source: the annotation of a GenBank genome assembly